AUGACGCUAAAAUCAAUUGUUGGACAAAAAUUAAUCAACGAAGUGCUUGCCCCUCUACACAAACCCGAAAAGGGAGGGGCUUGGAAUGCUUUAAUAGUUGAUCGACUUGCAAUGAGAAUGUUAAGUGCUUGUUGCAAAAUGCAUGAUGUAAUGGAUCAAGGAGUUACUAUUGUUGAGGAUCUGAAUAAACGAAGAGAACCUCUGCCUACUAUUGAUGCUAUUUAUUUGAUUUCUCCAACAAAGGAAUCUGUCGAUAAAUUGACGCAAGACUUUUCUGGUUCUCACAAUUUAUACAAAUGUGCACACGUGUUUUUUACUGAAGCUUGUCCAGAUCAACUCUUUUCUACUCUUUCGCGUAGUCCAGCUGCUCGUCAUAUAAAGACUUUGAAGGAAAUAAAUAUUGCUUUUACUCCUUAUGAAUCGCAAGUUUAUACUCUCGAUUCGCCAUCGACUUUUUUUCUGUAUUACAACCCUCAAAAGCCAGGCAGCCUGACGGAGAACUUGGACCGUAUAGCGGAGCAAAUAGCAACGAUUUGUGCUACUCUUGGAGAGUAUCCGUCUAUUCGUUAUCGUGCUGAUGUUGAACGUAACGUUGAUUUGGGACAUUUGGUUGAAGCAAAAUUGGAUGCUUACAAAGCUGAUGAGCCUUCUAUGGGUGAAGGAACAGAAAAAGCUCGUUCUCAACUAAUAAUAAUUGAUCGAGGAUUUGAUGCGGUUUCUCCUUUAUUGCACGAAUUAACUUUACAAGCAAUGACUCAAGACUUGUUAAAUAUCGAAAAUGAUGUUUAUCGUUAUGAAACUGGAGGGGCAGAAUCUGUGGAUAAAGAAGUUUUGUUGGAUGAAAGUGAUGAUUUGUGGAUAGAGAAUAGACAUAAACAUAUUGCUGUGGUUUCUCAAGAGGUAACUCGUGGAUUGAAAAAAUUCUCAGAAAAUAAGAAAAUGCCAAGCGAUGCAAAAUCUAUCAAAGAUUUGUCUUUGCUAAUUAAAAAGGCUCCACAAUACCAAAAAGAAUUGAAUAAAUUUAGUACACAUUUUCAUUUGGCUGAAGAAUGUAUGAAUAAAUACAAAAAUGGAAUUGAUAAGCUUUGUAAAGUUGAACAGGAUUUGGCUUUGGGAAUGGAUGCAGAAGGUGAACGUAUUAAGGACCCAAUGAAAUUAAUGGUGCCUCUAUUAAUUGAUCCAGCUGUGAAAAUGGAGGAUAGAUUGCGUCUUAUUCUUCUUUAUAUUCUUCAUAGAAAUGGUAUAACCGAUGAAAAUUUAAAUAAAUUGUUGCAACAUGCAAACAUUCCACAUAUGGAAAAGGAAACGCUUGUAAAUGCUUCUUUGUUAAGCUUGAAUAUUACUAUUGAUCAAGGCAGAAAGCGUGUUUGGACCCCAACUCGUCGUGAACGUGGAAAUGAACAAGUUUACCGUGAAUCUCGCUGGGUCCCUAUAAUUAAAGAUAUAAUGGAGGAUGCAAUAGAAGACAAAUUGGACAUUAAACAUUUUCCUUUUUUGGCUGGACGUCAAAUUAGCCAGCCAUAUCGCGCCCCAACAAGUGCCCGUUAUGGCCAAUGGCACAAAGACCAACGUUAUUCACAAAUGCGUUCAGGCCCUCGUCUAAUAAUUUUUAUUGUUGGAGGUGUAACCUUUUCUGAAAUGCGUUCGGCAUAUGAAGUAACACGUUCACAAAAAGCUUGGGAAGUUGUUAUUGGUUCUGAUCAAAUAAUUACACCAGAACGAUUUUUGAAUAAUUUGCGAGAUUUGAGUAAAAAACAGCAUGAAUAA
Molecule: messenger RNA, 1767 nt
Organism: Meloidogyne enterolobii
Lineage: Eukaryota; Metazoa; Nematoda; Chromadorea; Rhabditida; Meloidogynidae
Source: the annotation of a GenBank genome assembly